Penicillium expansum is the source of this 1011-nucleotide messenger RNA. RefSeq names its product homoserine kinase. Lineage: Eukaryota; Fungi; Ascomycota; Eurotiomycetes; Eurotiales; Aspergillaceae. Gene Ontology annotation, molecular function: ATP binding; homoserine kinase activity. Gene Ontology annotation, biological process: L-threonine metabolic process. The record is from RefSeq and is a predicted model, not a curated record. The transcript is spliced from 3 exons. Bases 1 to 1011 code for a protein of 336 amino acids.
AUGACUUCCUUUGUGAUCAGCAUCCCUUGCUCCUCUGCCAACAUUGGCCCUGGCUUCGAUGUGAUCGGCCUGGCAUUGUCCCUUCACUUGGAUCUCCACGUCACCGUCGAGGCCAAACCCUCAUCCCAGCUCCCUUUCAACUGCGCCAUCACCUAUGAGGACCAAAGCAAGAGUGUUGAGCAGAUCAGUCUCGACCCAGAAGUCAAUCUGAUCACCCGUGUAGCCCUGUAUGUCCUCAGAUGCCAUGAUCAGCGGGCCUUCCCCGUUGAAACCAAGGUGCAUAUCGUCAACCCCAUCCCGUUAGGCCGGGGUCUGGGUUCCUCUGGUACUGCUGUGGUCGCCGGUGUCAUGCUGGGCAAUGAGGUGGAGCGGCACCCGGAUAACGUGGCUGCUUCCCUCUUCGGUGGAUUCGUGGGCACCUAUCUGAAUGAGCUUAAGCCCGAGGAUGUGGCACGCAAAGAGAUCCCCCUCAGUGAAGUCCUGCCUGCUCCGGCAGGUGGUGUGGACACCGGUAUCAGACCCCCCGCACCACCCAUGGCCAUUGGUCAUUACAGGAAGUUCAAUUGGGCUCCAGAGAUCAAGGCCAUUGCCAUUAUCCCUGACUUUGUGGUUCCUACUGCCAAUGCUCGUAAUGUACUCCCAGAGACUUACUCGAGGGCGGACGUGGUCUUCAAUCUCCAGCGCGCUGCACUCCUCCCCGCGGCCUUGGGAAGCUCCCCGCCGGAUCCUGAGAUGAUCUUCCUCGCUAUGCAGGAUAAAGUGCACCAACCAUACCGCAAGACGUUGAUCCCAGGAUUGACUGAGAUUCUUCAAUUCAUGACCCCUGCCACGCAACCCGGUCUGCUGGGAAUCUGUCUCUCCGGUGCAGGACCUACCAUCCUAGCACUGGCCACGGAUCGCUUCACCGAGAUUGCUGACCGCAUUAUCGCACAGUUCGCUUCCAAUGAUAUCUCUUGCCAAUGGAAGCUGCUGGAGCCUGCACAGGAUGGCGCAACUGUCACCUAUAACUAA